AUGUUCUACGGUCUAUCCUUAUCCCAUCCUUACCUACUCUUACCUCCUAAACCUCAGUCCCAACAGCAGUGCCCACCCUUCUCAAUCCACCCCCUCCUCCCACCAGACUACAUCGAAGCCUUCACCCUGGCAGACACCGCGUUCGCAACCCUCAACAGCCUACUCUUCACAACAUACCCCCCGUCUCCCGAAUCACAGCGCAUACUCACUGAUACACGCCUCAAAGCACUCGCGGCAACGCAGGCAAUCAUGUUCAAGGCCGUUGAUAACCACACUGGACGGAUCGUGGGGGUUGCGCGAUGGACUGUUUCCGCAGGAGAGAAUGUCGAGAAUACUCUGGACGAGGCAGUCGAGGAGAUUCUGGCGCGGUCUAUACCUGAGACGAACGAGGCUUGUGCGCGGGGCUUCUAUAGUAUGGCUUGGAAUGCGCGGCGGGAGAUUCUAGGGAUUCCCGAUGAAGAGGGGAAUGUGGUGAAAUUGGCUCCCCGGGUCGAGUUGGAGACGCUCUUCGUGCAUCCGGAGUAUAAAAGAGAGGGGGUUGCGAGGGCGUUGCUGCAGUGGGGGAUUGAAGAGGCGAGACGGCUUAGGGUGGUUGUUUAUGCUGAGGUGGCGGAGGGGAGGCCGGUGUAUGAACAGGCUGGGUUUGAGGCUGUCAAGACGGUUGAUUUUGAUGCGCAGGGGUUUGGGGGUGUUGGUACGCAUCGGUAUACAUUCAUGCUUCGGAGACCGAGCGAAUAG
Aspergillus versicolor CBS 583.65 is the source of this 738-nucleotide messenger RNA. RefSeq lists its product as uncharacterized. The record is from RefSeq and is a predicted model, not a curated record. Lineage: Eukaryota; Fungi; Ascomycota; Eurotiomycetes; Eurotiales; Aspergillaceae. The transcript is spliced from 2 exons. Gene Ontology annotation, molecular function: acyltransferase activity, transferring groups other than amino-acyl groups. The coding region runs from base 1 to 738 and encodes 245 amino acids.